AUGCCCUCAAAGCAACGUAAAAUUGCAGUCAUGGGCUACAGAUCUGUUGGUAAAUCAUCACUCAGUAUUCAGUUUGUAGAAGGUCAAUUUGUAGAUUCCUAUGACCCCACUAUUGAAAACACAUUCACUAAAUCAACUAGAAUAAACUCCCAAGACUAUGAAUUGAAAUUGGUUGACACAGCUGGACAAGAUGAAUAUUCUAUUUUCCCAUCACAAUAUAGCAUAGAUGUCCAUGGAUAUGUACUGGUGUACAGUAUAACAAGUGCAAAAUCAUUCGAUGUGGUCAAAUCAAUUUAUGAAAAGUUACUGGAUAUUACUGGAAAAGAACAUGUGCCUGUAGUUCUAGUAGGAAAUAAGACGGAUUUACAUAUGGAAAGAACAAUUCUAUAUGAUGAUGGCAGGAGAUUGGCAGAUGAAUGGAAAGCAAUAUUCUUAGAAACAUCUGCCAAACAACAUUCGUCUGUCUCCGAAAUAUUUCACAUCUUACUAACGGAAAUUGAAAAAGCCGAUGGAAACGUCAACGAAAAGGCAAAUUGUACUGUUUGUUAA
Phaedon cochleariae (mustard beetle) is the source of this 549-nucleotide messenger RNA. The record is from the annotation of a GenBank genome assembly. Lineage: Eukaryota; Metazoa; Arthropoda; Insecta; Coleoptera; Chrysomelidae.